This is a messenger RNA of Aspergillus bombycis, 285 nucleotides long. RefSeq names its product DUF2462 domain-containing protein. Bases 1 to 285 code for a protein of 94 amino acids. The transcript is spliced from 3 exons. NCBI's taxonomy places the organism in Eukaryota, Fungi, Ascomycota, Eurotiomycetes, Eurotiales, Aspergillaceae. The record is from RefSeq and is a predicted model, not a curated record.
AUGGUGCAAGGCUCCCUGAAAAAGAAGGCCGGCACGGGCCCGAAACGGCCGCGUGCUCUGGGCCCAAAGCCAGGUCCGAGGCAGAUUGCGCCGAAGAAGCAGUCGUUGAUUAAGCAGCAGAAGAUGACGAAGGUCAUUUUUAUUCUUUUUGCUCUGCAGAAACUUACGGCUGGGUUGAUUUCGAAGACGGAGCGGAAUCUUGCGCAGAAGGCGGGGCAUCUGGAGCUGCUUGCUGGGGGGAAGAAGGACAAGAAGAAGGAGAAUGGGAAUAAGGGUGGGAAAUAA